Juglans regia (Persian walnut) is the source of this 3576-nucleotide messenger RNA. Its product is annotated as disease resistance protein RPV1-like. Gene Ontology annotation, molecular function: ADP binding; protein binding. The coding region runs from base 1 to 3576 and encodes 1191 amino acids. Gene Ontology annotation, biological process: signal transduction; defense response. The transcript has 5 exons. The record is from RefSeq and is a predicted model, not a curated record. Lineage: Eukaryota; Viridiplantae; Streptophyta; Magnoliopsida; Fagales; Juglandaceae.
AUGGUUACUCCAACCCAUCCAUCAUCUUUGGAACGCAGUUCUGUUGAUCAGCAGGCUUAUGACAUCUUCCUGAGUUUCAGAGGUGAAGACACCCGCAAGAGUCUCGUCGAUCACCUCUACUCCGCUUUGGUGAGAGCCGGAAUUAAAACCUUCCGAGAUGACGACGCGCUUCGAAGAGGGGAAAACAUCUCUACCGAACUACUCAAUGCGAUCCGUGGAUCAAGGAUUUCCAUUGUUGUCCUUUCCCAAGGCUAUGCUUCUUCUAAGUGGUGUCUUGAAGAGCUUGCAGAAAUUGUGCAUUGCAAGAAUACGAAAAGCCUUACUCUUUUUCCUGUAUUUUAUCAUGUGAGCCCUUCAGAUGUUCGAAACCAGACUGGAACUUUUGCCGAAUCAUUUGCGCGGCAUGAAGAGCGGUUUCAGCAGGACAUGAUGAGGGUAAAAAGGUGGAGAGCAGCUCUAACUGAAGCUGCAAACUGUUCCGGCUGGGAUCUCGAGAGUGUUUCCAACGGGUAUGAAGGAAAGUUCAUUGAUAUGAUCAGCAAAAAAAUUAUGCAUCAAUUACACCCUAAUCACUUCAAUGCGGCCAAACACCUGAUAGGAAUAGAUUUUCGUGUUGUGGAGAUGAAAGCCUUAUUACAUCUGGAAAAUAAUGAUGUUCGCAUUGUUAGCAUCCAUGGGAUGAGUGGAAUAGGUAAAACAGUCAUAGCAAAUGCUGUUUAUAACCAAGUAAGUGAUGGAUUUGAAGGAAGUAGUUUUCUCAAAGACAUUAAAGAAACUUCAAAACCGUUUAAUGGUUUAGUCAAGUUACAAAAAAAUCUUCUUAGUGAUAUCACGAAAAACAAAGAUUGGCCAUUUGAAAAUGUUGAUGCAGGAAUCUAUUGGAUUAAGAAACUCCUUGCUAGGAAAAAAGUUCUUCUUGUUCUUGAUGACAUUGAUCACGUGGAUCAACUAGAGGCAUUAGCCGGAAACACUAGCUGGUUUGGUGCUGGGAGUAGAAUCAUUGCAACGACUAAAGAUAAAGAUUUGCUAAAGCAAUUAGGAAACUAUGAAAAAUAUAAAGUGGAAGAAUUGACUUGCAUAGACUCUCUUGAACUUUUUAGCUGGCAUGCCUUCAAAAUGCCCCAUCCAAUGGAAGAUUAUCAUGAGCUGUCCAUUAGUGUAGUGAAGUAUACUGGAGGGCAUCCAUUAGCUCUUGAAGUUUUGGGUUCUUUUCUCAUGGGAAGAAGCAUUAUUGAAUGGAAAAGCACAGUGGAAAAAUUACAAAAAAUGCCUGACCAUAAUAUUCAGAAAGUACUUCAAGUAAGCAUUGAUUCAUUACAUGAGGAAAUAAUGGACAUAUUCCUUGAUAUUGCAUGCUUCUUUAUAGGGAUGGAUAUAGAAUAUGUUGCCAACAUUCUCCAUGGUUGUGGUUUUUCUCCGGAUAUUCGUAUUAAUAAUCUUGUUCAGAGGUCUGUUGUAAUAAUAGAUCUCCAUGGUAAGCUGAGGAUGCAUGAUUUGAUUCGAGAUAUAGGAAGGGAGAUUGUUUGCCAAAGUUCACCUAUAGAUCCAGGAAGACGUAGUAGGUUGUGGUUUUACGAGGACGCAUUAAAUGUACUACACAGUGAAUAUAUGGGAUCUGAAGUAGUGGAGGGUCUCGUGCUAAAUCCACCCUCACUUGCAGAUAUACAUCUGAAAACCGAUGCAUUUGCAAAGAUGAACAAUUUGAGGUUGCUCCAGAUCAAUAAUGUGCAUCUCACAGGAAGCUUUGAGCUUCUUUCCAAAGAGCUAAGAUGGCUAUGUUGGCAUAACUGCCCAUUGAAAAUUCUACCGCAAAACUUUCAUCUAGAGAACCUUGUUGUGCUUGACUUGCAGCAUAGUAAUUUUAAAGAAGUCUGGAAGGAGAACAGGGUAUUCAACAAGUUGAAAGUCCUUAAUCUCAGCUAUUCCAAUAAUCUUUGCAAAUCACCAUGCUUCUCACAAGUCCCACAUCUAGAGAUACUAGUUCUGGAAGGAUGCAUAAACUUGAUUGAGCUUCAUGACUCUGUAAGAUAUCUUGAAGGGCUUGUUUUGUUGAAUUUGAGAGGAUGCAAGAACCUCAGGAAUCUCCCAAAAGGCAUUUCUAAAUUAGAAUCUCUUAAAACUCUUAACUUGUCUGGCUGCUUACAGCUUGAAAAGUUACCAGAGAAUUUGGGGAAUUUGAUUGCUUUAAGAGAGCUGUUUAUAGGAGGAACUGCCAUUAAGCAACUCCCAUCGUCCUUGAUUUUUUUGAUGAAUUGGAAAGGCUUAUCCUUAUAUGAAUGCGAAGAAAAGUUCUCAGGAUCUUGGCUAUCACGUUUCUCAUCACAGUUUUCACCAAGAAGUUUGAAUCCUAGAACUUUGCUGCGAGCUUUCAUUUCUGGAUUUGGCACUUUGGGAAAACUAGCUCUUAGGGACUGUAAUUUGUCGGAAGAUAAGAUUCCCCUUGAUCUUGGGGGAUUCUCUUCCCUCCAAGGCUUGGAUUUAUCAGAAAACAAUUUUCGUAUCCUACCAGAUAGCAUCAGUGGCCUUUCUAAAUUACAAUAUCUGCACUUACAACAGAACAAGUCUCUUUACUCGAUUUCGGGACUCCCUGCAAAAAUAGAGACAUUAUCUGCAUCGGGCUGCUCAUCAUUGGAAACACUCUCAUUUUCCUCAAGUUCUGAGUUAGCUGUACUUUACCUUGGUGAAUGCUACAACCUGGUUGAUAUUCAAGGCUUAAACUUGGAAUCUAACAUGCAAGUUGAAUUGGUUGGGUGCUACAAUCUGUCAUAUGAUUUUAGUGAGAGUGUUCUUCAGUGUACGCGGACCAACUAUGCUCCUUGUAACCGUUUGAUUAUCUUCCCUACUAGUGAGAUUCCCAAUUGGUUUAGCAAUCAGGAAAUGGGAUCUUCCAUAUCGUUUCAUGUACCUUCGCUUUUACGGGGUGAUUUUCGUAUAUUAUAUAUUUGUGCUGUUUAUACAAUGACAGAAAGGUCCCAUAUGUGGUGGUUAGAAGAUAAUUGUAUUGAGUGGCCUCGAAUCAAGAUGGUAGUUCACAAUAAAACAAAAGGCUAUCAACAGGAUAUUCUUCCAGCUGCACCAGGUCACUUGAAUGUGAGCUAUUCAGAUAAUUUGUUUCUAUUCCGAUGGUCUAUUUUAAGAAACAAGUUUGUGAUCCUUGGUAAUUCUUUCAAAAUAAUGGAGCUAGCAAGUGGAGACGAAAUCAAGUUUUCCUUUGAUUUAGGGAAAUUUGCUGAGGUGAAGAAGUGUGGAGUUCAUAUCUUGGUUGAUUCCCCAAACAUAAUGGACAAAAAUGCAAGUGAUAUCCAAUAUAUCUGUUCUGAUUCUGUUACUGAUAGGGAAUCUGAAGAUGUUGCUUUUGUAGUUGAUGAGUUCUCUGAAUCAGGUUUUUCUAUUGGUAGUAUGGUUUGUGAAAAUGAUAUUAGUACAAAUGAUGAGAUCUUUGAAGGUGAUGUUGCUACAGAUGGUGUGGUCUUUGAAAGACAUGUUGCUACGCACAAUGAGGUCUUUGAAGCUGAUGCUGCUAUAGAUGGUGGGGUCUUUGAAGGCCAUGUUGCUAUAGAUGGUAAGGUCCCUUAA